This is a messenger RNA of Periconia digitata, 1181 nucleotides long. The record is from the annotation of a GenBank genome assembly. Lineage: Eukaryota; Fungi; Ascomycota; Dothideomycetes; Pleosporales; Periconiaceae.
CCAACUUCAGUAUGAGCGAAGACUCCACCAUGGCAUCACUAGUCGUUCCGCAGCCUUGUCGGGAGGACUUGUUCUCAAAAUCGUCGCCGACACGCCUCCUGAACAUGGACAAAGACUCCAAGUGCAGAUUAAUCAACGCUUUUUGGCCACAUUUACGACUUACACCUCCUGAUCUGAUUGAUGAGGAAUACUCUGACUUUUUUUAUUUCCUCGGCAAAACUCUGCUGAGCCUCUACCCGCAUUUGGAAAAAUUUGCGGCGCGAGAUCUUCCAGAUCUCUUUCUUGAUAUCCACACUUUGCGGGAUAGGCGGCAUUCGACGAAGCAAGAACUCAUUCCGGAGCUUCGACAGCGUUACUCGGAUUCAAGCGAUUCUGAUGUUGCGCGGUCCAUGGAACUCGCUGUCAGGCUAUGGCUUGGGAUCAACGUAUGCUCCAGGCAGCUCAUCGUUGGACCGCGGAAUGGCCGUGACAGCCUCGUGGAAUGGGCGGACGCGCAUACUUUAGAUCAGAUGGUCAGAAGUCAGUUCGUACCUCAUCAGACUAGAUGGUCUUCUAGGAACUCUCCACUCGACGAUUCAUUUACGGUCGUAAACCUAAAGAGCAUAUGCCGUUUGAACAUACGCUGGACCGACAGUCUAGUUGACCACCUGAAGCUGGAAGGACCCCGAGGCCAUCGCAGCCUUACCAUCUACCGCCACAAGAUCAGCCUGAUUAAUCAUCGGAAAGGAUCAGAUUCAACCAUCAUGCCGCCCGACGUGCUGGACGAAGCCUUGCGCACUCUUGAUUUACUCUUCCCUUUCGGCGACCCCAAAACUGAAGCAUUCCUCAAAGACGAAAAAGUGCAAUUCUGGGCCGUUGCACCGAGAGAACUCCCGCGGGCAACAGAGACGGACGACUUCCAUCAUUGGCGCAAUAACAUGGUAGCAUUAGCCAGUCUCUUCAAUGGACCACCUGAGACAAUCGUGCAGACUUUACUCGACACAAGAAAUCUUCCGCAAUUUGCAACUUUAUGGGUAGCAAUUUUUGGCGUAUUCUUACUGACAAUUCUGUUCGGAAUUCUGACAACAGUUUUUUCAAUAAAACAGUAUCGUAUCGCAAUAAAGUCGUAUGAAUUGUCGCUUGCAAUGGCUUGUCAGCAGACAGCCACACCGCUGCCGCUGUUUUGUACUAAGCUGGAUUAG